Molecule: messenger RNA, 1763 nt
Organism: Sycon ciliatum
Lineage: Eukaryota; Metazoa; Porifera; Calcarea; Leucosolenida; Sycettidae
Exons: 4
Coding region: 537-1736 (399 amino acids)
Biological process (GO): regulation of DNA-templated transcription
Molecular function (GO): DNA binding
Source: RefSeq, a predicted model, not a curated record
CCGUGGCGUGAAGACAAGAGUGUUAGCAGCACCUUCUGUCACCUGCAGGAGCAAACAUCCCGCGCCAAAGGAGCUUCAGGCGUGUCGAGUUCUAUAUAAUUUCUUGUAUCGCGUUUCCCCCCGUCAUUUCCCCGUCAGCGAGUCGAGAGCGAGAGAGUCCACUAAUUAGUUUGGCAGCCGAAUCCUUCCCUUGACUGCUUUCUUUACCAACGUCACCCUGCGUGAUCCUGAACUCUCCUCCUUUCGCAACUUUGAACUUUCAGGAACUUAUGCGCUGUUGCCGCUGUCGUCACAUCGUGUGCGUAAUCUCGCCACCAAAGUGUGUUGGUUAUUUGCAAUUGACUGUACACCCAUCCUAGUUGAAGAGGUGGACGUGAAGGGAGUGUCUGUCCUGUCACAGCGCGUACCGGUGGCCCCAGCCAGGUCGUGUUGCCCCCGAGGCCUGGAUACUUGCGUUACCGAGCCGAGCCGAGUAAGGCGAGAGACGAGUAAAGAAGAAACCUGAAGCCAGUGAACGAAGUCCUCUAGCAAUCAACAUGCUGCACAACUCUGGAGCAGGUGGCACAUUGUGUUCUGCAAUGGCUGCCACCUGGACACCGAAGCAUGCUGACGUGGCCACCGUCCAGCAACCCGUACACGCCACCUAUCAACAGGUAAACAUCGCUUCAUCGCAUCAUCAUCAUUCGGCCAGUACCAACGCCGCUGCUGCGGCCAGUUUCCACCAUGUUCAUAGGCAAGCAGCAGCAGCUCCGACAGGCGCGGACUUCACAGCGAUCCAGUUCGCCAAGCAACCGUGCAGCAACGGACAUCAAGUCCACCACCCACAACAACAGCAGCAACACUCUUCGUUGGAGCAUUCCUUUGCCAACGCCUCUAGCUCUUGGUUGCCACCACCGGCUUCAAACAACCACGUGUCUCCACCUCCGCCUCGCGGACCUUGCCUAAAUGUGCCUAUUUACCCGCUAUCCACCUCGGCACCAGUCACGCAGGCCAUAUGCCCACAACAACAGCAGCAACAGCCGGUGACGACCAUGCCAAUACCGACCCAGCCAUCAGCACAGACAGGCAGUGGAGAGCGACUACAAGGAGCUGGUAGUCACAGCAAUCUGUCGAGCACAAUGCAUUCCCAGUCCCCACCGACUGCUGGCCCCGUACCCAUCCAGGUGAUGAUGCCUGUGUCUAUUUCAGCACCUAGCCAAACCAGCCAACUCGCUUACCAACACCAGCAGCAAGCUGUGCACCACCAGCACCAUCAGCAGACCAACAGGUUCACGCAGCAGCCCGCACCAUGCCUGUCCCACUCAUCACCAGAAAGGCCAGCGUUCUUUCACAAUGUCCCGGCCGUCAGCAUUCAUCAGACACCGUCCAACUCGCUGCUGUUCCACGAGCCUAUCACACAGAAGCAGCGCACACGGCCAUUGCGGGACUGGAUACUGUCCAAUCGCAGUCACCCCUACCCGAGCCGAGACGAGAAGCUGGCACUGGCCAUGCUAACUCAUAUGCGCGUGGACCAGGUGACGAUGUGGUUUGCCAACACACGCCGACAGAUCCGGCGCAUCGGUAUGAAGGCCUGGUCUGGCGGCAUGUUCGACACCGCCCUGCCGUACAGAAUUGGCAACGGAGCUAUCAUUCCAGCUGCCAGUGACGACGGAGUGAGCGGUGACGAGGAGUCUAGUGGAUCGCUUGCUGACAGCUCGUCGCAUGUACCUACAGAUAGUAGUGGUUCGUUGGACUAAGACUUGAAGAAGACGAACACGUUCGAC